GAAACAGAAUCAGGAUGAUACUGAUGAUGAUCUGGAAAUUGCCAUCGAUAACACAGCUUUUAUGGAUGAGUUCUUUGCAGAGAUUGAAGAAACACGGCAAAAUAUUGAUAAAAUUGCUGAGAAUGUAGAAGAAGCAAAAAGACUGUACAGCAUUAUCCUGUCUGCCCCUAUCCCUGAACAAAAGACAAAAGAUGAUCUGGAUCAGCUCACAGCAGAAAUCAAGAAAAUGGCGAACAGUGUCCGAAACAAACUUAAAAGCAUGGAGCGGAACAUUGAAGAAGAUGAAGUCCGGUCAUCAGCAGAUCUGCGGAUACGAAAAUCCCAGCAUUCAGUUCUUUCUCGAAAGUUUGUUGAAGUGAUGACGAAGUACAAUGAGGCUCAGGUCGACUUCCGGGAACGGAGCAAAGGAAGGAUCCAGAGGCAGCUUGAGAUUACUGGGAAGAAUACAACAGAUGAGGAGCUGGAGGAAAUGCUAGAGAGUGGGAAUCCUGCAAUAUUCACAUCCGGGAUAAUGGAUUCUCAGAUUUCAAAGCAGGCAUUGAGCGAGAUUGAAGGGCGGCAUAAGGACAUUUUGCGGCUUGAAAGUAGUAUCAAGGAGCUUCAUGACAUGUUUGUGGACAUUGCCAUGCUGGUGGAAAACCAGGGAGAAAUUGUAGAUAAUAUAGAACUCAACAUGAUGCACACAAUAGAUCACGUAGAGAAAGCUCGUGAAGAGACUAAAAAGGCCUUGAAAUAUCAGAGUAAGGCACGCAAGAAGAAGAUUAUGAUCAUGAUAUGCUGUAUCAUUCUUGUCAUCAUCCUGGCCUCCACUAUCGCAGGUUUCAUUGCCUGAGCACCUGGGUCCUAUUCCCUUGCUACUUGCCUCAGGGUAGCUUUGCGAGAUGGCUUCUCUUCUUUCACUUUCUUUGGGUCUCAUAAUCUCCACCACUUCCUCUUCAUGGAGAGGUUGCCAAUCAUUUACCCUUCAAAAUGUUUUAACCGAACAUGAAAAAGGGGCAAAAGGAGCCUGAACAAGGGUCUCAAAUUAGAAUACAAGCAUGGAAGUCCCUGAGAUGAGUAUGUGUGGAAGCAGUUACAGCAAAGGGGACACAUUCUUCAUUUCUUGCUCCAGUCAAGCUCCAUUUUCAUUGGUUCAUUUUCUUCAGUGUCUCAAAAUUCUUAUUGAACGUCCAGUCUGUUUAUGUUGGCUCCUUCUGCCCAAUGGAUCACUUCUGUAAUGAAACCAAAUUCUUCAAAGAGCAUCUUCAUGUAC
Molecule: messenger RNA, 1252 nt
Organism: Heteronotia binoei (common prickly gecko)
Lineage: Eukaryota; Metazoa; Chordata; Lepidosauria; Squamata; Gekkonidae
Product: syntaxin-3-like
Exons: 10
Coding region: 62-832 (256 amino acids)
Biological process (GO): synaptic vesicle fusion to presynaptic active zone membrane; exocytic insertion of neurotransmitter receptor to postsynaptic membrane; intracellular protein transport
Cellular component (GO): postsynapse; synaptic vesicle; SNARE complex
Molecular function (GO): SNAP receptor activity; SNARE binding
Source: RefSeq, a predicted model, not a curated record